GGAUCAACAAGUCCAUAAAUUAAAUUUUUGCUUCAUUUACUGUCUUCCCAUUGGUUUUGUCCUAUUGUAAAAGCAGCAUGCCUCUUAUGGCUGCCAUCUUCCUAUUUCUUGGGUUGUUGAUGCCCACCAUUACAGGUCUCUCUGUGGCUCUCAUGCAUAAAUAUAUAUCAUAUGAAUGAUUAUUUCGAUGAAAAGAAGUUAAUAUUACCAUUGAUGUGAGUAGUUUUUACUAGUGGGUUUUUUGACUUUUGAUUAAUUUGCUAUGAAUAUAAUGCAGGCGCACAGUCCACAGGGGUUUGUUAUGGAACACUGGCUGACAAUUUACCAAGUGCACCUGAAGUUGUGCAACUGUGCCAAAGACGUGGCAUCGACAAAAUGCGAAUUUUUGAUCCAAAACCAGAAACCCUCGAAGCCCUGAGAGGAUCUGGUAUUCGACUCAUCCUCGGUGUCCCUAAUGUAAACCUGCAGGCCCUCGCGUCCACCCCUAAUGCUGCAACUGAUUGGGUAAAAUCCAACGUGGUGACUUAUGCAUCAGACGUCGAUAUCUGGUGUAUUGCUGUUGGAAAUGAAGUUAGCCCCAUCAAUGGUGCCACUUCUCAGUUUGCUCAGUAUGUACUCCCUGCCAUGCAAAAUAUUCAAAGUGCAUUGGUAGCUGCAGGCCUAGGGCAAAUCAAAGUGUCCACUGCAUCUUCUGCUGAAUUACUUGGUAGUUCUUACCCUCCAUCACAAGGAGCUUUCAGUGAUGGCGCGAGCUCAUUCAUUGAUCCGAUCAUCGGCUUCCUUGUUAACAACAACUCUACAUUCCUAGCCAAUGUGUAUCCCUACUUUGCUCACAUUGGUGACCCAGUGAACGUCCAACUUUCUUAUGCAUUAUUCACUUCACCUGGGGUGGUUGUACACGAUGGCCAAUAUGGAUAUCAGAACCUUUUUGAUGCCAUGGUUGAUGCCUUCUAUGCUGCCCUUGAGAAGGCAGGUGGGACGGCUUUAGACAUAGUUAUAUCAGAGUCUGGUUGGCCAUCAGAUGGAGGGGUUGCAGCAACAAUGGAGAAUGCUAAAACUUACUAUACCAAUUUGGUUUAUCAUGUCAUGCGUGGAACUCCAAAGAGGCCAGAAAAAGCUUUAGAUACCUAUUUGUUUGCACUGUUUGAUGAGAACCAAAAGCCUGGUCCUGAAUCAGAGCGCCAUUUUGGCCUCUUUUUCCCUAAUGAGGUUCCCAAGUACUGAAUGAGUUUCAGUGGAAAGACUAAUGUGUGAUUC
Messenger RNA from Vitis vinifera (wine grape), 1257 nucleotides. Its product is annotated as glucan endo-1,3-beta-glucosidase-like. Gene Ontology annotation, biological process: carbohydrate metabolic process. Gene Ontology annotation, cellular component: plasma membrane. NCBI's taxonomy places the organism in Eukaryota, Viridiplantae, Streptophyta, Magnoliopsida, Vitales, Vitaceae. The record is from RefSeq and is a predicted model, not a curated record. The coding region runs from base 376 to 1224 and encodes 282 amino acids. The transcript has a single exon. Gene Ontology annotation, molecular function: hydrolase activity, hydrolyzing O-glycosyl compounds.